Messenger RNA from Achroia grisella, 1334 nucleotides. Its product is annotated as chymotrypsin-2-like. The transcript has 5 exons. Gene Ontology annotation, biological process: proteolysis. Lineage: Eukaryota; Metazoa; Arthropoda; Insecta; Lepidoptera; Pyralidae. The record is from RefSeq and is a predicted model, not a curated record. Gene Ontology annotation, molecular function: serine-type endopeptidase activity. The coding region runs from base 43 to 804 and encodes 253 amino acids.
AAUAAUAAAAUUAUAAAUGAGAGAAAAAAAUAAAUUAUUAAAAUGUAUAGCAGAAUAUCUAAUACAUUAAUGUUCAUCGGACUUCUUAUAAAUCAACAUAAAGUUUCAGGUAAUCUAAAUCGAGUAAUAGGAGGUUAUGACGCACCUUCAGAAUUCGGAAGGUUCCACGCUUCACUUCAGAAUUUGAGUGGUCAACAUGUGUGUGGUAGUGCAGUUGUUACGAAAUCACAUGUCGUCACAGUUGCUCAUUGUGUUGCAGGUACAGAACCUCAAUACGUAAAAAUUGUCGUCGGUACGAACGAUUUAGACAAUGGAGGAUUACAGUACGAUGCUGAGGUACUAAACAUACAUCAGCAGUAUAAUUCUAGUACGAGAAUUAACGAUAUUGCUAUCAUAAAAAUAAGUGGUUAUUUUGAUUUACAACACAUUACCAUAAUUGAAAUGGGUUAUAACGAACUAUUGGAGGGAGAUCCGGUAAUUAUAACAGGAUUUGGAGCUCAAGAGCCUAAUGGAGAAUCAAGUCGUCAGAUGUAUGCCAUUAAUUUACCUGUAUUUAGUCAAGAAACAUGUCGAUUCGCAAUGCGCUAUUCGAAGGAAGUUGUUGACAGCAUGUUCUGCACUUUUACACAAAUUGGCCAAGGAACUUGUCAUGGUGAUUCCGGUGGCCCUAUUAUCAAGGAUAAUAAACUGGUGGGUUUAGUUUCAUGGGGUAUUCCUUGUGCAGUUGGAUUUCCUGACGUUCACACCAGGAUAUCACACUUUACAGAAUGGAUAAAAGAAGAAGUUAUUAAAGAUUUCAUCUAGUUACUAAGCUAUGCAAACAUAGGCGUAAUUAUACCAUCUGAAUGCCUUAUAAUCGACUUCGGCACUUCCUGGGAAGGGAAUGGGGAUCUCCUUGAACAAAUUGAUAAAUACAAUGUUUUCUAAAUUACGUUCCUAACAACAAGAAAUUACACGAACGAGUAGAUAUAUCUACUGUGGAGUAUAAUUUCAAUAUUGAUAUCAGUUCUAGUAUUUUGUACCUACUGUUUUUUAAAUGUAAUCGAGACUAAACUGAAUAAAUUAAUAACAAUGUCAGUAAGUUUUUCUUACUCAGCACGAAAUAUGAAAUUAAUAUGUUGCUAAUGUUUAAGGUAGGGUGCGUAACUGUACAAUGUCAUUGGAUUGAUAUUUGAUGCAGAGUAGCAGGACAGCUCUGCAAACCGAAAUUUGUACAUUUCAUUUUUCGUCUUUAACAUAAUUUUAAUGGUUCCCGUUACUCGAUUGAUUAACUUGUAUAAUCUCGCAUUAUUAAGUCUACAUUGUAAUAUACAAUAAAUACAGUAACUAUAGUU